Andrographis paniculata is the source of this 729-nucleotide messenger RNA. RefSeq lists its product as uncharacterized. Bases 1 to 729 code for a protein of 242 amino acids. The record is from RefSeq and is a predicted model, not a curated record. The transcript has a single exon. Lineage: Eukaryota; Viridiplantae; Streptophyta; Magnoliopsida; Lamiales; Acanthaceae.
AUGAAAACGAUACUCAUCUCCAAGGAUUUGUGGGACUAUAUUGAAGAUGGGUUUGAAGAACCUCAAGAUCCGGCGGCUCUGGAUGAUGUAGCCCGAAAAAUAUUGAAGGAAAAUCGAAAGAGGAAUGCAAAAGCUCUCUCUUUUAUCCAACAAGGUCUAUCAAGGGAGUUGUUCUCAAGGAUUAUGAGAACAAUCAUCGCGAAAGAAGCUUGGGAGAUUAUUCAAAAGAAGUUUCAAGGUGAUUUGAAGGUAAAAAAUAUUAAUCUUCAAACACUUAGAAGGGAAUUGGAGAAUUCAAAAAUGAAAGAGUCUGAAGGUGUUCAGAAUUACUACACUCGGUUGAUGAGCAUUACUAAUCAAAUGAGAUCACUUGGUGAGGAAAUUAGAGAUAGCAGAGUGGUGGAGAAAAUUCUGGUUAGUUUGCCUCCCAGUUAUGAUAGCAUGGUCAUUGUCGUUGAAGAAACUAAGGAUAUUCUCUCCUUGACGAUCGAAGAUGUGAUGGGUUCAUUAAAAGCCUAUGAGAAGAGAAUGGAAAGACACUCUGAAAAAUCAAUCGAGAGUGCUUUCCAAACUAAGCUAAAUCUGGGUACUAAAGAAGGUGAAAAAAAUAGUGAAAGUGGUGACCAAAAAAGGGGAAACAUAUAUGGUGGACAAGGUCGAGGCAGAGGAAGAAGUUCAAGAGGUGGAGGAAGAUACAAUGUCGAUGGAAAAAGGCAAGCCUUUGAUUGA